GAAAAUAAUGUGGUAGUAUCCAUAAACGAAAUAUUUGAUGUGAGGCAGUGCUACUUUCCAGGAAGCAUGUUUUUUUCUCUCAAUUUGGUCAACCCUGUGUAUGCUUCUGUGUUUGCAGGAGCGUACUUGCUAUUCAUAGUAGCCGCAUCCGUCACAUGGUCAUCCCCGGUGCUACCCCAACUGGCGAACAUAACGACCACCCCAUUCGACCAACCAAUCACCACCAUCCAAGGCUCCUGGAUAUCAUCCCUGGUACUGCUAGGAGCCACGAUCGGUCCAACGAUAUUUACCCUCCUUUCAGACGUGAUAGGCAGAAAAAACACUUUGCUCUCCAUGGGGGUGCCUCUCUGCCUCUCCUACAUCCUCAUGGCCUCGGUAAGAAGGGCGGAAGCCUUCUAUGUAGCGAGGUUUUUGCUAGGGUUACCCCUAGGGGGCGCGUUCGCCGUUUUCACAAUGUACGUCGGUGAGAUAGCUAGUAAAAACAAUAGGGGUAGCAUGUCUUCCAUAAUGAGCUGCAUUGUUAACUUGGGAUUCCUUUUUCCUUAUGUCAUCGGACCUUGGAUAGCGGUGACGACCUUCAAUAUCAUUCUGGCGGUGAUGCCACUGGGCUUCUUGGGGCUGUUUUUCUUGUUCGGCGAGGAGACUGCGCAUUUUUGGAUGGUGAAAGGAGAAGAGGCUAAAGCUAUGGCUGUUCUGAAGCGUAUCAGACCUUCAGGGGAAGAUGUGGAGAAGGAAAUGCUGGAUAUCAAGCAGAAGAUCCAGGAGCAGAGCGGAGGUACCGUUUUGGAUGUCAUGAGGUCCAUGUCCUUCAUCAGAAGCUUCUUGGUAGCCGUGGGGCUUCUGAUCUUCCAGCCUUUUACUGGUAUCUGCGCUGUACUCAUGUACGGUCAGACCAUAUUUUAUAUGACCGGGUCGACUUUGGAGCCUGCGAUCUGUGCUAUCAUCUUGGGGUUGGUGCAGUUCUUCAGCAGCCUUUCUACUCCUGUUUUGGCUGAUAAGCUUGGGAGGAGGACUAUGCUGAUGGCGUCUGCUGCUGGUAUGGCAGUGUUCGAGAUACCUCUUGGUGUUUACUGCUACUUCAGUGAGCAUGGAGCUGAUCUUUCAUCUUGGAGUUUUUUCCCUAUAGUUGCACUUACAUUGUUCCUGCUGAGCUACAAUAAUGGGUUCGGUCCUUUGCCUUGGGUGAUUCUAGGUGAGGUUUUUCCUACUAGGGUCAAAACUAUCGCGUUCUCUAUUAUUACAACUAUUAAUUGGGGUAUGGGCUUUUUUAUUACGAAGUAUUUUACUUAUUUCGUAGACCAAAUUGGACUUGGAGGUGCCUUUUGGGUGUUUGGGCUCUGCAGUUUUUCAGCUAUAUUGUUCGUGUACUUUUUCUUGUUCGAGACUAGAGGAAAGACUUUGGAGGAAAUCCAGGAUGACUUGAAGAUAUGAGAACCGAUCAAAGGUUCAAUUCAUUAGGUACCAGUGAACAAUAAUAAUGCAUCCAUUUUCAUCUCUCAUCGAUGAGUUGAUAUUAUCAUUACUAUCAUUGACAUAUUUGCGUUUGUUCCAGUAUUAUUAUAAUGCAUGAUUAUAAUUCAUUCUGAUUAUUUAUAUUACUAUUAUUAUUAUUUUCAUUAUUAUCAUUAUUAUCGUUAUAGGAAUUAAAUGAUUUCAACACAA
Molecule: messenger RNA, 1662 nt
Organism: Phaedon cochleariae (mustard beetle)
Lineage: Eukaryota; Metazoa; Arthropoda; Insecta; Coleoptera; Chrysomelidae
Source: the annotation of a GenBank genome assembly